This is a messenger RNA of Rattus rattus (black rat), 1762 nucleotides long. RefSeq names its product microtubule-associated tumor suppressor candidate 2 homolog. Lineage: Eukaryota; Metazoa; Chordata; Mammalia; Rodentia; Muridae. Bases 52 to 1527 code for a protein of 491 amino acids. The transcript has 3 exons. Gene Ontology annotation, molecular function: microtubule binding. The record is from RefSeq and is a predicted model, not a curated record. Gene Ontology annotation, cellular component: cytoplasm; nucleus.
GGAGAGGCAGGGACUGGACUCACCGGGAAAGCGUCAGCAGGUGCGGGUAGGAUGGCGAGGGAAACAGCAUUCGGCAAAGCUGUACCUGAUGACGAACAAGUAACUCCUGUUCUCCGUGAUCCAAAUGAGAGCGCGCCCUCCGAGGUCAGUGGGGAGGGGAGGAGGCUGGGUAGCGGGAACUCCGGCAGUGCCAAAUUGUUGGCCUCAGGUCCUUCUGUGGGUGGGAACAGAACCGACGCCUCCGAGCUCUUGAGCCCUCGAAGGAGCAGCUUGGAAGCCAGGAAAAGCAAAGAGACGGUAACACCUGUAGCUGAAGAUAGGAACCUUCCAGAAAAUGCGGCCCAAACUGACGUCACUCCGGCUGGAGUAGAUUCCGUGUUCAGUACUCCGGCUCCCCUCCACCCAGAGACAACUGUGAACUUGACUCAGUACCUGACUCCUGCAAGUAGCAGUUCUCAGGAGCUCGGAGUGUUCAGUGUGGACACAGGGUCACCCUCAGUGGCCUCACCCCCCACUGAUGGUGGGCAGAUACUGAACACAUCGCCGAAAGUGCCUGACAAGACCACCUGCCCCAGUGGAAUCCCCAAGCCUCUUACGCAUCCCAAGGACACGCCCUCCUCCCAGGAAGCACUGGAGAAACCGGAGACAGAGAAAACGGAAGAAAGGACAGAGGCAAAGCCCAUCCUCAUGCCGAAACCCAAACAUGUGAGGCCCAAGAUCAUCACUUACAUACGCAGGAACCCCCAGGCGCUGAGUCAGGGAGAUGCUUCCCUUGUCCCAGUGGGGCUUCCGUAUGCCCCUCCUGCAUGUGGUAUGCCUCUUCCCCAAGAAGAGAAGGCGUCGAGCCUUCAGCGGUCUGCAAAUAUGUACGAGAAACUGAAGCCUGACUUGCAGAAGCCAAGGGUCUUCCCUUCGGGAUUGAUGGUGUCUGGGAUCAAGCCCCCAGCGCACCAUUUCAGUCAGAUGAGCGAGAAGUUCCUGCAGGAGGUCACAGACCACCCUGGGAAAGAAGAAUUUUGCUCUCCUCCCUACACCCACUACGAAGUCCCUCCCACUUUCUACCGCUCGGCAAUGCUCCUUAAGCCUCAGCUGGGGUUGGGUGCCAUGUCCCGACUCCCAUCGACCAAAAGCCGGAUUCUGAUCGCAAGCCAGAGGUCCUCAGCGGGUUCCAUCCAUCCGCCCGGAUCAAUCGCAACAGCCGCCAGUUUCUACGGUUCUGAUCCUUCAGACCUCAAGAGAGCCUCCAAUUCGAAUGCUGCAAAGUCCGGUCUACCGAAAUCCGGACUCCGUCCUCCUGGCUACUCACGUCUCCCAGCAGCCAAGCUGGCGGCCUUCGGCUUUGUGAGGAGCUCCAGUGUCUCUGCGGUGCCCAGCACCCAGUCCCUGGACAGCGCACAGCCGGAGCAGAGCAGGCCGGUCACCCGUGAGUGGGGCAAAGAGGUUGAGGAGGUUGGAGGAGAGGCGUGUGCCCUGCCAGGGGCGGAUGGCAGACAGGGGAUACCCAGGGACCCCGUGUACUGUCCUUGAUUAGUUAAUUAAGAAAAGAACUCGGAUUACUACUCGAAUCUGUCAUCUUUUUACCGUAUCCUAAUCACCCACCAAAGACAAACAGCCUAUUUGACACUUCCUCAGUUACGGGGAGUUAAUACUCUUAAAGAGGAGCCAGGCACCCACACUGGGCAGUUUACAAACACCUAAAAUUCCAGAUUUAGGCGGGCGAUCUGAUGUCUCCUUCUGGCCUCUGUGGGCACGACAUGCAUAC